AUUCUCUAUCAUUUCCACGCUAGUCUAGCUCUUGCCAUGCUGAAAGUUGAGCGAGGUCAACCGUCGCUUAAGAUGAAAAGCGAGGAAGGCUUGCCGGUGAUUGAAGACUCGCAGGGGGAUGCCGACGAUAGUCCGGAGAACGAGCCGGCGCCAGUCUCGGAUUCCGGCCCCCUAGAUCCGCUCGCAGAUGAUUUCUGGCCGCGUCUUGAACGGAAGUCAAAGAAAUACCCAAAGCGAAACCCUCGGGACACUCCGUCAGCUUCGGAGAAAGGGAAGGAACCCGCAGAGCCUACGGUUUGUGCUGCGUGGCGCGUUCGAUGCCUGUGCAAUGGAUAUACCGGGGACAAGCCCGAAGGCACUGUUGUGAAGCACCUCGUUGUGCCCAGAGGCGGAGUGCACGAAGUCGUCCGCGACGACGAUCCCGUUGCAGACCGGUCUGUUAUGCCGGAAGCUGGCACAAGCUUUCGUGGAGCGCGGCAUGCAACAGUCUUUUCCAGGGCUGACGCGUUUGUAGAAAUUUACAAGGAGCUCUCCCAGAAAAGCGAGCUGUGCGAGCUCCACUCGUUCCUUCGUAUUUACGAGCGCCUCCUGCCCUAGGGCGGAGUUGCAUGCGGAAACUGCGGUGGUGUGCACACAGUUGGUACCACAGUGUGGCGUUGCGUUCUUUAGCCAUUAAAUGAGUGUGUAAGACUUCGCAGUGGAAUGUUUAUUGUAUUUGCGCCGCACCAGCUCCUGUUACUAGCCGAGCGCAGUGAGGUUCUGCGUGCUUAGCUGUCUCCCGCAGUGUGCGCUAGAACAAUUUGGACUUACAUGACAUUGCGUAGCCCUUGUAUGAAUUUCCUCAAAAAGGGAGAUUAUGAGGAUU
This is a messenger RNA of Closterium sp. NIES-67, 865 nucleotides long. The record is from the annotation of a GenBank genome assembly. NCBI's taxonomy places the organism in Eukaryota, Viridiplantae, Streptophyta, Zygnematophyceae, Desmidiales, Closteriaceae.